Messenger RNA from Cynoglossus semilaevis (tongue sole), 3328 nucleotides. It is a transcript of the gene tekt3, whose product is annotated as tektin 3. The coding region runs from base 1158 to 2606 and encodes 482 amino acids. The transcript has 8 exons. The record is from RefSeq and is a predicted model, not a curated record. Lineage: Eukaryota; Metazoa; Chordata; Actinopteri; Pleuronectiformes; Cynoglossidae. Gene Ontology annotation, biological process: cilium movement involved in cell motility; cilium assembly. Gene Ontology annotation, cellular component: sperm flagellum; nucleus; microtubule cytoskeleton.
UCACUCAACAGUUGGAGUGGUAGGAGGAGGCAGGGUGGAGUGGGGAUGCCUGGGUUCCAUGAAUAAUGUGAUGUGCUAUUAUGGCAAUGAUAUAUUGGGGCUGUAUCUGACUAAUGGACUGUGUUCACGAACAACAGGUGCCAGAAAGACAAAGAACGUGUAAACUAUUUUAAUCAAACCCUGCAUAAUCAAGUGUUGACAUAACUGUACAUUAUCACUGUUGUAAACUAACUAAUAUACGUGUUAAUCUCUUGGUUGAUUAGCCAACAGCCUGUGCAGAGCAGACACAAUUAAACAAACAUCUGGUUAUAUACAUUGAAUUAAGUCAGGUGAUAACAACAGAACAGCUGAGUAACUCCUGGCUACAGGACGGCUGACACCAGGCUAUCAUCUGUCCAGCCUCGGCUCUUCAGAGCAGAUUAGUGUAAACGAUCCUCAUUUCCAAAGGUAGGUAACACAACACAGAUUAUUAUUCUGUGCUACAGGGGCUUGUGUGGAUGCUUCCUGUGCUGUGAAUCAUUUAACAGGUGACUGUAAUUCAUACAGACGGCAUGGUUCUCAGGAUGACAGCUAUUUGAUGCGGCCUGGGGAACGACCAUAGCUUUCUUUGCUUUAAAGACUGCUUUAAAGAUUAGACCUAAAAUAAAUACAAAGUAGAACAAUUAUUGUCAAAAAUACAAAUACAAUACAUAACUGACUUGAUUUUAAUGUGGUGCAAAGUUUUAUGUAACAGAAAACCCACCUAUCAUUGAAGGUAAACAGAUUCAAGUGAGCUCUACAUUACAGUCACCACUCUCAAUCUCAAUAUAAUGUCUUAACGCACAAUUAGUGCUUCUUUGGAAAUAACAGAAGAAGAAAAAUCCCACAGCGACUGAAAGCACAUUAUUAUAAUUACUUUAAGAGGGAAAAGCACCUAGUCACUGCUAAUUUGAAAUUCCCAGGCAGGGUGUUGAAGUAACCCAUAGCAACUGCUGCUGUGUCAACAGAAAUCUUGGACGGUCCAGUAUUGUGCUCCACCAUUGGCUGGCAGAACAGAUUACUUGCAAACUUGCUCAUCUAUUAUGCAUCCCAGUUACCUUUAGAGUCUUCUUGAGCUCAUUUCCAGGUAGACAGAACUCAGAGGUAGUGUGCUGCUUGAAGAAAGUUGAGAGCCAGAAAUGGAGCUGAUUGGAUCCACACGGACAUCCACAUAUGCAAGGCCAAAAACCAGUCACUUCCUUCCUGCCAUUUCCACCAUGGCAUCCAGCUACCGGAACACUAUGAAUCCUGGUGCCAACCUGUGGAAGACCAGCAGCUAUUUCAGGAACUGCUGCAACGUCCCAACUUCUGCUUCUAUGCAACGAGACAAUCUUGAGCUGGUUCGAGCCAAUACCAUGUUCUACCCAUCAAAUAGGACAAUACUGAGCACCCGCUUCACCCCAGAAGAGUGGUACAAAUCCAACCAAAACAACUACAGGGAGUCCGAAUCGUCUCGAAAGAGUGCUGAGAGGCUGAGGAGAGACACCAUUAGGCUGAUGCAGGACAAGGAGCAGUUGACCAGGCGAACCCAGGAAAAUAGCAGUAAGAACAUUGGUGAGAGACUCAAUAAUAUUGUCUUCUGGAAGUCUGAGCUGACCCACGAGAUUGAAAACAUGAUAACAGAGAUAGCAGCUCUUACUGAGGUCAAGAGGAGGCUGGAGAGAGCCUUGGCAGAAACUGAGGGCCCCCUUCAGGUGUCUCAAGAGUGUUUGUACCACAGAGAGAAGCGGAUGUCCAUUGAUCUGGUACAUGACGAUGUAGAAAAAGACCUCAUGAAGGAAGUGGAAGUGAUCAGGUCAUGUCAAGAAAGAAUGAGGCGACAUCUGGACAGAGCCAUCGCUCAGCUAGCGUCAAACAGAGCAGCCCAGCAUGAACUGGAGAGAGACAUGAGUGAUAAAGUGACAGCUCAAAGGAUUGAUGACAGGUGUCACCAUCUGAGGAACACAUCAGACGGCAUCGGCUACUACAGAGGAAUUGAAAGACUAGACCCUUCACUCUCUCUACCAGAAUCUUGGUCCAAGUUCACAGACGAUAACAUCCUACUUUCCCAAAGUCAACGCGCUGCCUCCCACAAACUCAGGGAUGAGAUAGAAGUCCUGUUAAACACCACCUCCAAUGAGAUGUGGAACCAGUUCAAUAGUGUCAACGUAGCCUUCACCAAUCGCAUAUCGGAGACAUCUGAUGCCAAAAACAGCCUGCACACACACCUGGCUAAGACUCUGCAGGGAAUUUUCCAAACGGAGAUGCUGAUUGAAUCACUGAAGAAAGCCCUGAGGGACAAACAGUCCCCACUAAAAGUAGCUCAAACAAGGCUGGAGGAGAGAACCCGCAGGCCUAACAUUGAACUCUGCAGGGACAACCCACACCACAGUCUUGUGAAUGAGGUGAGAGAGAUUGAGGACACUAUUCAGAAACUUCAAGAGAGGCUGAUGGAGGCUGAAAGCACAUUACAGAUUCUGGUGAAGACCAAAGUGACCCUGGAACAUGACCUGUCCGUCAAGGCCAACUCUCUGUUCCUGGAACAGGAGAAGUGUAUGAGUCUUCGCAAAAGUUUUCCCAGCAUGCCCCGUCUAGUAGGCUACACCUAAUUGAAGUUAAAAUUUAGAAAAUAAUUAUUAAAGGCAUGAUAAUGUGUGGUUGAACUGAAAUGGUAAGUUUGAAUUGUAAGCACUAUUAUGGUAGUCUAAUAGUUGAUUGACCUUAUUUUGACUACUGUCACCGAAAACCUGAGAAAUUUUCAAUACAUAUAAAAGGUUAACAAAAGUAUUUAUGAAGAAAUUGUUGUGGUUUUUAUUUUAUCUAUAUGUGUAUUUAAUUAAACAUAUAUCAAAAUUAUCUAUAAUACAAUAUGUAUGUAUGUAAUAAUAAAAAAAAGAUAAUAAAACAGCAAUGUGUCACGUUGUUACCAUGUCAAUUAUUUGGUAACUGCAAAUAUUUAUGUGAACCUUGCACGAGUCACCACGUCAUUGCAUGGGCAGAUGAAGACAUGGUCGUGACAACCUGUUGAUGUUUAAACUAAAUAUUAGCAGAGGUUAGAAUGGUGAUGACUUUUAAACCUGAGUGAUUGCUGAUUGUUAGACGAGCUGGUCUAAAUGCUUAAAAUACUGCUGAAAUACUGGGAACUUCCCAAAAUAAAAGAUUGGAAAAGUCUUGUGUAAUGAGUCUUCAUUGUUGUUAGGACAUGAACAUGGUGAGGCAAAACUUCUCCCAAAUUGGCCAUCUCCUGCUGUCUUAAACUGUAAUACAUCAGUAUCAGUAUACAUCCUCCACCAUGUGCUGUCACUGUUCUCCUGUUUUGAGUUUUUUGUUG